AUGAGUGAUUCCAGCGAGGAGGAAAUUAUAAACAUAAGUAGGAGGGGGCGUCAGACAGUAAAGAAACGUGUGCUUGAGGAUCUUUUUGAGGAGGACGACAAUGCCGCCUCUGAGGAAAGCAUCUCUUCCAUCGACUAUGGAGACAGAGACUCUUUAUUCUUUGAAAUUUUUGGUACAGGAGAGGAGUAUGGCUACGUUCUUGAAGACGAACGAGGAGAGUUGGAUGAAGGGAUUGCCGAUGGUGAUUUGGUAACGCCGAAAGAUGAAUCCAUUGAUCCAAACAAGGUAUAUGAAUAUGCAAUGAAUAGUAUGCAAGUUAAUUCUGAGUCGCUCAAGAAAGUUAUUGAGCUAUUAGGGAAGGGAUACAGCAUUCACUUUGUGCUGUUGCACAACUCUGUUGAAGAUAUUGGAAUUGAAGAAGGAUACAAGAUUGUAGACAUUUUUAAUGAAUACAGGGAAUUUAUGGGCCUGAAAAAGAAGAUAAAUGAAAAGUAUGGAGAUGACGAACUUCUUCAGAAUAUUGAAAUCGUCCAUGCUCUUAAGUGGUACUCUAGAUAUAAAAAGCACUUGCAAAAAGAUCUUAAGCUUCCUCAGGAAUUACUUUCUGUAGAAGACUUUUGUGAGAAUAUAAGAAUGAAGAAGAGGAUUCAUGAACCUCAGGAUUCUUCCUCUUUUUUAGGGUUUGAUAAUGAAUCCGAACUGGUUCAAAGAAUCUCUCUGCAUCCUUUGUUCAGAAGUGCUCUAUACAUGAUUUUUAAGAAUCACGGGAUAAGAAACGAUAAAAAUGAGCUUCAGGUCAGAGAUGAUAUCAUAAGGAAAAACCUAGUAGACUUCUAUUUGAGCGAUAUUUCAUAUGACGAUCCUUGGAAUAGAUGCCGAGAAAGGAUAGUGCGCUCUUCAAUAGAAAAAGUAAGUAAAGAGGUGAUUAUUCCUUUGGUUCUUGAGGAGAUGAGGCUUGAAGAAACAAAAAAGAAUGUUUUUACUGAAGUUGUUGACAGAAUAGUAAAUGGAUCGAUAGGAAUCAAAAGAGAAGGGACACAUGUGUGUGGUGUUACAAAAGAAAAGAAGUACCUCAAAGCAGUCAUUGUGAAUUUUGAAGGGGAUCUGGUCGACUGUACAACUGUUAGGGAAGAAGAGGAGGACGAGCUUCUGAAGUUUAUUGGGGAGUUUAACCCCUGUUGCACUGCAGUUAGCGGAUUUACUACAUCUAUCAGAUAUUUGAUGAAGACUCUUUCGCAGUGGAAUCCUCUUUAUGUCGAGAACAAAAUCGGGCAAAUGAAAUCGGAGGGCACCUAUUCGUUUUGCUACAACAUAGCAAGGCUGAUACAAUGCCCUGAGAUUGAGUACAGCGACAUGCUAAAUAAGAACAUCAUGUAUAUCCAAGAGGUUUUACCCAGAAAUCUAAUGGUCGAGACUAUAAAAAGAGGAAUUCUAACCGCAAUAUCGAUAGUCGGAGUUGACGUGAAUUACCUUCUUAACAAUAAAAGAAAGGAAGGCCUACUGUCGCUCAUCCCAAUUAGUGAUACUCUAAGGGAUAGCCUAUCUAAUCUGAAAUAUGUAGCAAAGCUAGAAGAUCUUCAGGAUCUGUGUGAAAGUGAAGAAGAAUACAUCAAUCUUACAACAUAUCUCAGGAUAUACCCUGAAGUGCUUCCCAGAGGUUCUAGGAAUGAAGUGCUGGAUUCUACGCCGGUCCAUCCAAAGAAUUACGGCAUUGCGAGGAGGCUGUGUACAGAUUUGUGCAAUGAAGAAUCUGUCGGUGGAAAGGCCGUUGACUCAGUAAAGAAGGCAUUAAGUAACGAUAAAGAGAUCCUGAGGAUUUCUGAUUCUAAUAUCCAGAAACUCGAAGACCCUAUGGCUAUCAACGUUUAUAAGACUUUGCUGGAUAGCGAUAGAUCGAUAUAUUCUGGCCUCCCUGACCAUCUUAUCUUCGAAGAACUAACAGGAUCUGGGCCAGACAUGAUUGGAAAGAUAAUAGAAGGGAGGAUUUCGAAGUGUGGACCCACGUACUAUCUCCUGAGUUCUGAUUCCACCUCUGCAGCCAUAUACAUAAAAAAGCACAGGGAUCAAGAAGAGCUUUUCUUAAAUCAACUGGUAACUGUAAAGAUCCAGUACAUGAAUGACUUCUUAUUAUCAUACACAGCAAACAUUGUUACUUCAGAAAAGAAACCUCAUCACUCCCGCUUUAUGACACAUCCCUUGUUUAAGGAUUUUAACAGCGAGGAAUCUGAAAGAUAUCUCAGAGAUAAUUCUUCUUCCAUACUUCUAAGAAGAAGUAGGAGAGAUGGAUCCCCUGUGGUGGUUCUAAAGGUAUCUGAUGACAUAUAUGUCCACAUAAAGAUACAGGAGGCAGAAAAGUAUUACUACAAGGAAGAUUCAUAUGAUGACCUAGACGAAUUCAUAUCUAGAACAGCCAAAAAAAUGCUUACAAACUUUAAGAGUAUAAAAAGUCAUAAGUAUUACUUUGAAGAUGAAGAAAAACUCCUGGAGUACCUUAACCAAGGGGGAAGCUAUAUAAGAUAUGGCUUUUGUUUCAGCAAAAAGUAUCCGGGAAAACUCUGCAUGAUGUAUCGUGAUGGAUAUAAUCGCAAAGAGUAUAUCACUGUGGAAGAUUAUCUUGUGUACGAAGGUAAGAAUUUUGCAAGUCUCGAUGAGUUUGUAAGGUACAAAAAGUCUUUAUAA
Molecule: messenger RNA, 2679 nt
Organism: Encephalitozoon hellem ATCC 50504
Lineage: Eukaryota; Fungi; Microsporidia; Unikaryonidae
Product: transcriptional accessory-like protein
Exons: 1
Coding region: 1-2679 (892 amino acids)
Biological process (GO): positive regulation of transcription elongation by RNA polymerase II; transcription elongation by RNA polymerase II; nucleosome organization
Cellular component (GO): transcription elongation factor complex
Molecular function (GO): nucleosome binding; histone binding
Source: RefSeq, a predicted model, not a curated record